Dichomitus squalens LYAD-421 SS1 is the source of this 2046-nucleotide messenger RNA. RefSeq lists its product as uncharacterized. NCBI's taxonomy places the organism in Eukaryota, Fungi, Basidiomycota, Agaricomycetes, Polyporales, Polyporaceae. The transcript has 2 exons. The record is from RefSeq and is a predicted model, not a curated record. The coding region runs from base 1 to 1812 and encodes 603 amino acids.
AUGGAAGCCACCGAGCCGCUUCCCUCAAUCCUGCACCCAUCCAACCCUCCGUCUCUAUCCCAUCCGCGCCGCCGACGCACCUCACUCAGCGGCAAGCUUCUCAACUUGUUCACCACCAAACCCAAGUCGCCUCCCCAACCACCUCCUCGCCCGAUCAUCUCCCUUCCGCAACCACUCCCCAGUCGGAUUCCCGUCCCACCAAAGCGCGCCUUCCGGGAACACUCGAACGACGAGAACGCGCCGCUAUCUCCAUCAUCUCGCCCUCGGGUGCGUCUGCGGCUCCACUCGGACACCAGCGUCGCCUCAGUGAACAACAUCCAACGCUCGCCUUCUCCUGAGCGGAAGAUCCACACACCGCCCAAGGGAGACCGAGCUCGUCCGCUCAAGAGCGCGUUGAAGAAGUCAGCGUCGGAGAAUACCCCUGCCCCUUUCUCGCCCACGCACCCUACGCGGACUCCACCGUACUCGGUGCACCCACCCUACGAGCAGGAGUCGAGCGCGUCCUUUCCACCUGCAACUCCGUCCAAGCCUCCGAACUUCAAGGUCACGAAGCGCAUCCCCGGCGGUACUUGGAUGCCUUUCUCACUGUCUCGUAACCACGCCACUCGCGCGGCCAGUGAGGCAGGCAGCCCCCGCUCGACACCGAACAGCCCUCCGCGAAAGACAGUGACAUUCGCCCUGGAGCAGCCGGAGUGCUCGUCUGCUCGGGGUGGCGUCCCCCACAACUCUUCGGUCCACGACGUGUCGGGUGUAUCGAGCCACUGGGACGAGAUCGCAGCGGAGCUCGACACGCCGGCUACCUCUGUCGACGUCUCAUCUCAUCUUAAGCGCAAGGCCGAGGACUACCCCGACCCCAAUGGAGGCGCACCUACCUUCCGACCUGGCUCACCCACCCUCACGCGUUCGCGGAAGCCCGUCUUCACCCCCCAACCAUCUCCCACCGGCACUACUUCUCGGGGUCGCUCGCGUUCCAGCGGACAGCAGCCUCACCAGGGGAGCGACGUCAACCACGAGCCAGUGGACAUCGACUCGGACAUGUUGAUGGCGCAACAUGUCCCCCCAGUGCCAACGCUAUCCGCGUUCAACCUGCCUCCGCGCACGUUCGUCGGUAACGCCGUUGACGAAUGGAUUGAAGAAUACGCGAGGGAGAAGCUUCGCUCUCCGCCGCCCAACACGAGGGCGAUGGCAAAGCGCAGGGAUGGUCCGGCGGGCGUGAUCAGGCGGAUCACCGCUGACAUUGUCCCCAACGAGCGCCACUCGACCGUAUGGGAUGCGAACGAGAGGGACACUUUUGCAUGGGGAGGUACGAUCGUUGUAUGGGACGCCAACCCCGCAUCCUACUUCUACCCCCGACACUGCAUCAAGGGUUUCCAGAUUGAAUUCUCUGCCGUCGCCGAGCCGCGCUCCGGUCUCGACAACUCGGACACUGCGGCUGAUGACGGUCUGCCCAAGUACGAUUGGCGUACGUCGUAUACCGGCCACAAGGUCGAUCGUCGGCACGUCCUACAGCAACUCGACGCUGCACGCGGCAUUGCAGUAGAGCCCGCCUUCGUGUUCGUCAAGCCGGACAACCCGGAUGGGCCGCAUGCGUGGCUUGUGCACUUCUGGGUGCCCGUCCCGCUGUCGCUCUUCACGCGCUCGGUACAUAGGACGUUCGUGUGCCGUGCGAAAGUGUCUGUGGGUGGUUAUGGGACUGCCGAGACCGAUAUUCCCGCUGGCUGCGUCGCGGUGGGGAUAGAGAGUCUGCAGUCUAACGAGUGCAUUGCCGGGUUGACUUCACAGGGUAAGGGCGGAAGAGGGAAACAAGGCUGAGGUUGGCGUUUGGGUUCCUGGAGCAGGGGUUCUAGGGCUUCUUAGCCUCAUUCCCUUCCACUCUUUAAUUCGCAUUGCGUCAAAUCGUAUCAUACUCCGUUCUUUGUCGUCUUGGAUCGUUCCGCAGGCGGAUACGGUCGCUCGUUAGUGUUACUCGCACCCUCAUCAACAUCUACCGCUCGUUUGUGGCUUCAUGCGCCCUAGUAGGGAAUAUGUAUCUGUAGGGAAUCUGCC